CCCACUUUUAAUUAAUACAAUCCGGUUGAAUUAAUCGAAUUUAAGUGCAUUUAUACGAUCAAGGUUAUUACAAAACGAUUUAAUAUCAGCAACUUUUAGUAGUUGGGACAUAUGAUCGCCUAUUUCGAAAGAAGUUUAUCCGAUCACCAAAGAUAUAUAGUCAAGUGACUGGUUUUCAUAAAUAUAUUGAGGAAAUACCUAAUAUAAGCUAUUAGUGAGUACAAUAUUAAAUGCCUUUAAGAUAACGGUGACUUGAUAACUGUUUUUUGUAAGUUUUUAUUUUAGCUAGCUUCGGAAGGUUUUACAGUAACUGUAUUGUAUAAAACCUAUUUGCUUAAAAAAACAAAACGCGCCCGGUCCAAGUUAUGUCAAAUCCAAAUGAAAAUUACAAUCGAUGUUUGACGUUAUAAUUACAUUAUUUUGUAUUCUUUUUAUUUUAUAGAAAAACAUAAAAUGACCACAUUGACAACUUUUCCUGAAGACGAUAGAUGCCCAAAAGUAUGUAAUGAUAUUGGAGCUUUUAAAAAGGCUGAAAAAUCGCCUGAACAGGCAUUGGAGGAAGUUAAAAUCUCUGAACAAAAAACAUCUGAUGUUGAACCUAAAGUCGAACAAACGUUUAGUUCAGCUCCUCAAAAUCCAGUGGAGGCAAUGAGGCCUGCACCUUCUGGAUAUGAAUAUCUACCCAAUCUUAAACCUGGGGCAGAUGGUAAAGUAGAUUGGACGCCUCUUGGUGGAAUGACUGGUACAAGACCUGGCGUCAACAAAUACAGCAUCAGCAGAUAUUCCCUCAGCGAAUGGCGGAAACACAAUGACAUGGUCCUUGAUCCUGAAAUUAUAACUGAAUCAAAUAUUGUUGAAUAUAAUGCCAAAACUUCUAUGAUGCAGGCAUUUGGCAAUAUCGAUAAACAACAGAGCGAAAACUGCAAACGAUUGAAGCAAAAAGCGCGGGAUAUAUUUAGAUGGAAAGUCGAAGUUGAACGAGCAUGUAAAGCUAUAACAGAAGAAGUGGAAAUGUUGGAAAUAGAACGACAGCGAUUAAAGGGGGCUUCGAGAGUUUUGAUGUUGCCUGAAUCAAUAUCGAAAGAAUGCUUAGAUCUUCGUUCAAACAGAUUCGAACCAGAUCUGGUUGCUGAUGCCGCUGAACAAGAAUUAAUCAAAGAAAUGAACUUAGUAAGUGAAGUAAGGGCCACACUUAAAAACACAUUAAAUCAAAUUAAUGAACAAUUAGCCAUCAAUAAGGCUGCUAAACACAGAAUCGAAUUUGACUGGUGUGAUAAAGCAAUGGCUUAUAAUACUGAAACAAUUAAUUUAAGCCUUAAUCCUAAAUCCAAUACGAUUUUGUUCAGACCUGGAGCUACUCGGUUCGGUGACUUUACUGCACCUUUGGAAUAUUGGGAAUUCUUUUGCAGAGAAAACGUGCAAAGCUGUGAAGCUGCAAGACAAAAGUCAACAGAUCUUCGUGGAAGUCUUAAUGCUAUCCUCGUGAAUGGUGGUAGAAAGCUUCGUACCCAGGCAGAUAAGACAGACAUUUCUAUAGCCGAAACUGUAGCUAUAACUCAGGAACUAUGCACUAAAUUAGAAGAAACUUUACUCUCUACGCUACAGAGAUUAGCAGAUACGGAAUGUUUAAUUGACACUUUACAUGAAUCGAUUAGAAAAAUGGAUGCAGCUAUGAAAUUAGCUCAAACACGACUAGAUAACAGAAAUAAUUGGAGGCCACAUGGGGAGAACGUUAGAGACCAACCACAUUUGGGCUUGAUAGAGGAAGUUAAAAAGAUUCACGAGACGGUUACGUCACUUCUUGGUCAAUUGAGGAACUCGGAGAGAGUCAGGAAAGAUUUGAUGAAUAAACGGAUCACUUUAGAAAGAGAAAUUGCAUCAAAAAGAAAAACUUUGAACAUUGACAGAGAUAGAAUUGGAAUUAUAAGAUCUCAUUAUCCAUCAGCCUCAGAAUUGGCUGGAUAUUAAAAAUACAUGUUAAAAAAAUGACGUAAUCUUAUUCAAAUUCAAAAUCUGAACUUUAUGGAUCGUAAAGUUAUGUUGUCUAGUUUAGCAAAUUAAAGAAGUAAUUAUGCUGCAAUUACAUGCAAUUUAAAACGUUUUAUUUGA
Messenger RNA from Pieris napi, 2109 nucleotides. RefSeq names its product tektin-4-like. NCBI's taxonomy places the organism in Eukaryota, Metazoa, Arthropoda, Insecta, Lepidoptera, Pieridae. Gene Ontology annotation, biological process: cilium movement involved in cell motility; cilium assembly. Gene Ontology annotation, cellular component: microtubule cytoskeleton; nucleus. The record is from RefSeq and is a predicted model, not a curated record. Bases 454 to 1968 code for a protein of 504 amino acids. The transcript has a single exon.